AUGAACCCAGGCGCUGGAAAAAGUACCAUCAUCAAGAUGCUCAUUGAUCGCGAGCGAGCUAGAGUGGAAAGCGUUGACAAUUCCAAGGCUUAUGAUGUUCCUGUCCCCGGUCUUGUCGAUGAUAAUAUUCCUACGACAGGUGAUGUUCAUCUUUAUGAAGACCCCGGCACAUGUUGGGCACAGCUACCCAUUUUAUAUGCCGACUGUGAAGGACUGACUGGCGGAGAAGCCCGACCGCAGGGCUUAACAUGUCGAGACAAGUUGGAUGCUGCGAGGCGUCCUGGGCAAUUUGUGAAGAACAAGCUCCGCAAAAGACUUGCUUGGGCCGAGGGCCCCAGCAUGCAGUCACGAGAAUUCGCUGUCAGAACUCUCUUCCCAAGAAUUUUGUACACCCUCUCAGAUGUCGUGGUGUUCGUCCUGCGUGAAGUCAGGACGUUUCAAACCGAUGUGUUACUAAAUUUAGUGCGAUGGGCAGCCGAGUCUAUCGACAAGUCAAUCAACCAGCCAUCCCGGCCACACAUCAUCAUUGUAGUCAACGCAACCGAUAUUAAUAUGGACGAAAAUCAAUGGAACCCAACCACGGCGACCCGUAGAUUACUGGAUGACUACCAAGACUCCAUCCAUCAGGUACCAGCUCUACGAGAAAUUAUUGGUAAGCUAUCGACGGUUAGCCAAACAAUCACAACCACCAAGGAACUCCUGGAGUACUUUUAUUCCUCUGUUUCGGUGUAUGUCACUUCGGCUUACGAUCACUUCUCAAGACGACUGGACAAACCUUUCGACUUCGCUGCAGAGGCACGUCGCCAUGCCCCUCUUCCUCGAGACUUCGGCGGUCACGUUCUUGAUCUCAUUCUUUCCAUGUACGGUAAUUACGAUACGCGUCCCGGUCGUGCGAAAGAUCUCUUUGUGAAGCUCAGCCGACCUAUUGCCUCUUGCAUAGUUCUCGAUACUACCAGAGACAAGACACAGGGGACAUAUUCCGCCAUCCUCCGGCACACCUACCAUGACCAACUUCUUAUAGCCUUACAGCAAUUUUGCAACUACUGGUUGCGAUGCUCAUUUCAGAAAGGGGGCCAAAAAUGUCAUAACGUCAGAAGCUCGCACGAAAAGGGUCAUCAAGCUCACACCGGCGAGGUCUUGUCGUAUCGCGGCAGCUACGAAUCGACAUUCGUGGUUGAAGACUUCUUUCCCACGUGGUACGAUGAGAUUGAUAAACACGUCAAGGAAUUGCAAGAGCGCGCUCAGCAAGACAACCGAGACGAGAGCGUGGUUAUUGCCGAUAUGCACAUCGAAGUGAUGAAAGAAUUCUAUAAAGCUGUCCACCCGGGGCGGCCACCAUCAGAGUUCAGAAGUAAUUCUACGUGUCUUUGUUGUGUGAGCAAGAUCCCUGACAACGUCUUGACUUGUGGUCAUAUUCUUUGCAAGAAAUGCAUUCAGGCGUACGGAGACAAACUUGAACAAGGCUUGUUCAAGCUGCAUUACUGCCCUCUUCACCCCCACGAUGAAAAUUGGGUAAAACCAGUCUUGAUCAGGUUUAAGCCAGCAGAAGCAGGAGUAAGAAUACUCUGCUUAGAUGGCGGAGGGGUACGUGGCAUCGUCGAGCUGGCUAUUCUCCGCGCAAUUGAGGAGGCACUUGGACACCACAUUCCGAUUCAAAACUUUUUCGAUUUGAUAGUAGGCACUAGCACUGGUGGUAUAGUUGCUCUGGGACUAGGCGUGAAGCGUUGGUCAGUCUCUGAAUGCAUCAAGAAUUUCAAGGAUCUCUGUGGCUACGCAUUCACCUCAAGGGCUUUUAAACCGAUCGCUGUAUUCAGCCACAGGAGUUACUACAAAACCAGGCCCCUGGAAAAGGCAUUACAGUCGGCUUUCGAUUCAACUACACCCCUGUACGGUGGGCUGAACUCGACCAGCUCAACAGCGAUACGGGUCGCCGUGACUUCGACAAUGGCAGUUGACAAAUGUCCUGUGGUUCUUGCAAACUAUAACACAGAAGGGAAACGAGAUGGUUUGCCGUACAAGUUCGUUCGACCCCGAGAUCCAACGAGUGAGAUGAAGGUAUGGGAGGCUGCCCGAGCAACUGCGGCUGCUCCGAUGUACUUCAAGCCAUUCACCCAAGAUGGGACAUCGACAGUGUACACAGAUGGCGGCAUAGACCAUAAUUGUCCAGCAAUCAUCGCCGAUCAUGAGCGUAGGCUUCUCUGGGGAGACGUCAGCGAUUGGGCGCCGGACAUCUUUUUGUCCAUUGGCACUGGUCUGGAUAACGCUCAGAGGAUGCCUUCGCACGAAGCUCUAUCACCUACCUCUUCGCGGUCACGACAGAACGCUAUUAUUGAGGAUCAGCUAAAUUGUGAGCAGAUCUGGAAGAAGUACCUUGCUAAGGCUACAGCCCCAGGCCAGGCUGACACUACUUGCAAUGAUGGCCGUAACAUACGUCUAAACGUCAUGUUCGAGCACGAGCGACCUUCACUUGACAAGGUGGAGGAAUUAGAGAACAUGGAGCGAUACGUACACAAUAAGAUGAAGGAUGAUCUGAGAAUUAACGACGUGGCCAAUAGGCUUGUGGCGAGUUGUUUCUACUAUGAAACCAUUAAGGCUACCUGUAACAAGCAGUUGACUUACACUGGAAGAAUUGAGUGCCGGUUCGAUGAAGGAAGCCAGGAACUCAAGGGCUUAGGUAGGAUUCUGCGAGAUCGGAUCAGAGGCCCUAACUUCCUGCCUUCCUUCUUCCUGGAAGAGAAUUACGGUUCAGAGGACCAAAGAGAGUACGAGGUGCCAAUCCCAACAGAGACCAUACACAACAUGUGUAACGCGGGUUUCUUCACGCUCCCGUCAGAACUUCACAUCGAUGCAGGUUAUCAGUCCAGCGUAACCCGCUUAUCGCUGUGUUUAGAACCAUAUGUCCCUACCUAUGGCGGCGAUAUUAGCUACCGACAGAAUCCUGCUCAUCCUCUGUUUCCAAUCAGUGGCUUUCCUCGAGUCCUAUCCGCCCAGCACAGCCUACAUUCCGUUCACUUAGAAGAAAACCUCGGGUCCGAAGGCGAAGAUGCUUCAGGAUCACAAGACCCCGAAGUCAUACUGGCACCUAAACCUACACUUCCACAUUUGGCAGUACCCAAGGGAGGUUUUAAAGGCUCGAAGUUAUACAAAUCGAUUUCUCAAAUGUCGCUCUCGCCAAAGGCUAGGAGCCCUGACGGGAGCGCGGGAGAUUAUUUGAGCGGCAAAGAGGAAACACAAAGUGACCUUUCAGGGUAUAGGUCGAGUUCAAAACUAGCAAACAAUAGUCAAAGCUCACGGUUGUCAUCUGACACUACUGAGAGCCGGGGUUAG
Fusarium sp. VM40 is the source of this 3327-nucleotide messenger RNA. Lineage: Eukaryota; Fungi; Ascomycota; Sordariomycetes; Hypocreales; Nectriaceae. The record is from the annotation of a GenBank genome assembly.